This is a messenger RNA of Aspergillus heteromorphus CBS 117.55, 3813 nucleotides long. RefSeq names its product ankyrin. Gene Ontology annotation, molecular function: ATP binding; protein kinase activity; protein binding. NCBI's taxonomy places the organism in Eukaryota, Fungi, Ascomycota, Eurotiomycetes, Eurotiales, Aspergillaceae. Gene Ontology annotation, biological process: protein phosphorylation. The transcript has 2 exons. The coding region runs from base 1 to 3813 and encodes 1270 amino acids. The record is from RefSeq and is a predicted model, not a curated record.
AUGGCAUCAUCCAGUUCCCUUUCCGGCCGAGCGUGGUCAUCAGAGCGACGGUCAUCAUCGGAAAACACCAGCGAAACCACCGAAGAAACUGCCGAUUCCCAGUCCUCCGAGGACACAAGAUCGGAUGCGAUCUUCGUCCCCCAUGUCUAUGACUUUGUCAGCAUCCACCAACCGGCUCACUUUCGUGUCUCGUCGCGCAUCCCGACAUUAUACCUGGAACCUCUAUCGGUAGAUCAAUCAAUUUUCGUCGGCCAUGGAGCAUCGUUUACCACCUUCAAGAGGGCUAUCCCGGAUGCUCUGACAAUAUCCCAGACAAGUAACAUGGACGGGUGGAGUGUGAGUGUUCCCAAGCAACACAUGGCCCGACCCAAGCACGUCGUCUACAAGGUUGCUCGCGUUGCCUUCACCGAAACCGGCACCCCAACGCCUCAAACACGCCAUGCGAUGAAGGCUGCGUUGAUGGAGCUCUACUCUUUAAUGCACGAGCCUCUCCGACAACAUCCAAACAUCAUCGACCUCCUGGGUCUGGCUUGGGGGUCCAACUACUUCGACCCAUCGCAUCGAUUGCCAGUGUUGGUGGUGGAAUAUGCCGACCACGGGAAUUUAGCCGACCUGCAAAGGAAACACGAUCUCACACCUUUGAUCAGAGGUCGUCUCGCCCUCGACAUCGGCCAAGGUCUGGAGAUGCUGCAUCGAUGUGGGAUCAUACACGGGGAUGUCAAGUCCGAGAAUGUCCUGAUCUUCAGUGAUCCGGGAAGGGAAUACAUCGCAAAGCUCUCCGAUUUCGGCUUUUCCAUGGUCGGAGAAGCAGCAAGCAAUGAAGUGUAUGUCGGCGGCACCAAGCCCUGGAAAGCUCCAGAGGCAAAAUCACCGGUUCCAAAACAUCUCCUCCAAGCUACGGACAUCUACUCUUAUGGUCUACUUUUAUGGCGUCUAGCGACUGAUGGACAUGAUCCGUUUCGCUUCUGGGUCGAGUCGAGCCUGCAGGGAGACUCACAUCUGCAAGAACUCGAAACAAUCAAGGAGGAGGAUGGUCCUGCGAGGAAUACGGCACUCGAGAAAUGGCUCAUCCCAUAUAUUUCUGGCAAAAAUCUAGACUGCCAGGCGGAAUUAACGGUGGACUGGCUUAGGGAAGCCAUUUCCAAUCUUCGAUUGGGGAAGGAUACAAAUCAACCGGGCAAUGCACACACGUCUCCCACUUCCUGGCAGGCGCUGAUGAAAUGUGUGGGCCCUUGUCUUCGGCUUCCGCAGACUGCAAACAUGUUCUCGGGCCCCUUGAUCGAUUGGGCUCAGCGAGAUGCCUUUUACGGAAGAGUGCCUUCUGCUCUUGACAAAUGCUUAAGCGUUGAUCCCGUAAAGAGAGACUUGCGCGGGGCUAUUGCGGCGCUCUCCGAUAGCGAUCAGGUAGAUGAGUAUCACCACAUUCUGUCCUGGCAACAAAUGCGUGACCUUGAACCCGCAGUUCAAUCGUUUGUGUUGAACUCCUUUCACCAAAAGGUGGAAACAUUGAUAUCCGACAACCGAAUCAACCCUCCGGAUUGCUUCGUCCUAGCAUCCUACUACAUCAACGGCUACGGUACCAAUGUCAAUUACGAGGCAGCAAGGCGACUACUCGACCUUUCGUCGGUCGCAGCCUAUGACCACGUCUCCUCCCGCGCCUUCGCCUACCGCAUCCACAAAUCCCUUGACCCAAAUUACGUCCCCACCGCGGCUGUCAUCGACAAUCUAUCCGUUAUGGCGCUGCGGGGCUCGCGACCCGCCCUCAUCGAUCUAAAGGAGCUAGCCCCCGCAAAAUACGAUUGGAGUCAGAAUAUCAUCCGCGACAUAAUGGCGGGGGUGGGAGCAAAUUUCUAUCACCAGGAUCAGAUGCUCGGUGGGUUUUCUUAUCACCAGUGGAUUCGAACCUUUGAUAACCCGGAGAUACUCGUUCGCAAUCUGAGAAACAUGGAUCGGAUUGAACAGUAUCGAGUCAACAAACGCGGGGAUAGGAUCCUGCAUCUCGCGGCGAGUGCGGGUCGCUUCCAGGCUAUUGAGAGUCUGUUGGGGGCAUUCCCUUCACUGACCAUUGACCAACGGAAUGAUAGGGGAGAAACGCCUCUUUUAUGCGCUUGUAGAGCGGGACAACUCACGACUGUGACGAGGCUACUCGAACUUGGUGCCGAUCCAGCCUUUGCCGCUGCGAAUGGCGAAACCUGUAUGCAUUGGCUCGUGUCAUUCAACGAUGAGGAUAUUCAAACUAUCGGAGAAGCUCUUCUUGAAAAGGGAGCCAAGAUGCGCGAAUUUACUCGCGAAAGGAUUUCAUACUCCGAGUUCAAUGGCACAAUCGAUGUUGACUUCCAGUUACCCGGCACACCUCUCACUUGGGCGAUUCACAAUGACCGACCCUGCAUCGUCAAAUUACUCUUGGAAAAGUCCCCUGACAAACGUUUAUGUCUCGACUGGGCGAAGGGUCAUCCUGGAAGUCUGUCCCCCCCGACGUACGCCGCUUACUACCACCAUGUGGAAUGUUUAGAGCUCCUGCUGAAAGCCCUCGACGACGCCAAAAUCGUAUAUACCAUGGAGCCAGUCAUCGCUGCGGCUACUCACGCGGCGGACACGUUUUCAAUGAUUCUCCGAAACGGUGCCAAAUACGAAGAACGCCUACAUCAGACUCUGAACUUAUGUCUGACAAAGUCCCAGGAGAUUGUCUUCGCGACCGGGAUCGGGGGCUUCGAUAUGCAUCUACUCUUCUACGCCGUUAGCGAAGGGCACGAGAAAGUCGUAGAGCAUCUGUUAUCCAACGAGGUCAAACAUCUUAUAGAGACGUUCGAGCCAGCACCAGACCCAUGCCGGCCUGGCGCAUACAAUCCAGGCGAUAUCAAUCAACCUGUCGGCGAAGACCGCCGCACACCGGUUCUGGAGGCGAUCCGUUGGAAUCGCAAACCACUCGUCCAGCUCUUGGUUGCGAACGGUGCCGAUCCCAAGGCAAUGGCCAAGAACCCUUUCAAUUCCGACGAGCAGAACUGGACGGGGCUUCAUAUCCUCGCGACAGCCGGUCACAACACAGAUCAUGUAGCCGAAUUGGUCUCAUACCUCGUGGAUGUUGGACUGGACAUCGAAGGGUCUCAUUCUGGCAGCAAUGAACACAGCCCUGAGACGCCCUUUCUCGUUGCCGUCCAACACAACGCCUUCAACCUCGCCAGUACAUUCAUCCACUGCGGUGCCCAUCCAAACGCCUUAUGCACCAGCUCCGGCCUGCUUUCCCUCGAGUACCCCACCACCGUUUUGGGCCACAUCAUCGCAGCUUCGGCACAACACACGGUCCCCCGACUCCGAUACCUACUCGAAGCCUGCCCCACCCAGGACAACAAACAAGGAAGUUUCGGAAGUUUUAUCGUCGAACCGGCCCGACAACUAAGCGCCCUCCACCGUGCCGCCUGGGCUCACCGGGGUAUCAUGCAUCGGACACCAGAAUGCAACACCCCUGCACACCGGUUCCUUAAUCGCGACGAAUACGACAUGAUCAUGAAUCAAGAUAUCAUCCACGAGCUGCUACAGAAAUGGGGCGAUGUAGAGAGCGUCAAUCUCCGUUGCGGUAUCCAUGGCAGAACGGCGCUUCAUUUGGCUGCUGAAGCGGGCAAUGUUAGGGGAUGCGAGAUGCUAUUAGCGAGGAAGGCGGAUGUUUCUGUUCGUGAUGAGUUGGGUUUGACGGCCGUGGAACUGGCACGGGAGACUUUGGAUGGGCUGGAUGAGGGGGUUGGAGAGGCGGAGAUGUAUAGUCGGAUCAUUGGGAUACUGGAAGGGGUUGUGAAGGUUCCAGCGUCCGGGUCUUGA